Molecule: messenger RNA, 3056 nt
Organism: Pangasianodon hypophthalmus (striped catfish)
Lineage: Eukaryota; Metazoa; Chordata; Actinopteri; Siluriformes; Pangasiidae
Exons: 4
Coding region: 1-2847 (948 amino acids)
Biological process (GO): DNA recombination; DNA integration
Molecular function (GO): RNA-DNA hybrid ribonuclease activity; DNA binding
Source: RefSeq, a predicted model, not a curated record
AUGAAAGAGAAGGACAGGGUCUUCCUCAUGGAUGCCCCGCUUGCGCCUUCUGGCCUGUUCGGCGACACCGUCAGUUCCGUCGUCGACAGGUACCAGGAGGCUCGUACACAAGCGGUGGCGUUCCAGCGGUUUCUCCCUCGCCGCUCUCUAGCUCUUGGGGCUGCUGGGUGGGAGCAGCCCCCUCCGUGUGCCAGCUCCUCAUACCAGGAGGCGCAAAAACAGAGCUCUGGGACGGGGUCUUCUAAGUGCCCUUGGGAGAUCGACCUGCCAACCCUGCCACCCAUGGUGCUUCAGGGCGCAGCGGUCUCCUGUGAGCGCUCCUCUAAGUCUCCGCCCGGGAAUGUAGCGGUACUGGGAGGCUUGCUACCUCUUCGGAGCUCUCCAGAGCAGCUAGUUCGGCCGUCCUCUGCUGGUCCACCACUUCAGGGCACCGAGCUAGCCGCUCUCGUUACACCAGAGAGAGAGGCUACUGAAUCCAUUCGGUUCUCCACCGCCUCAUUUUUGCGGGAUUCUUCCCACUUUGGUGGGUCCCGGGCAGGCUCUGGUAAUGGAAAAGGAAGUGCUGGAUGGAACACUCUCCUGAGGAAGGAGGCCAUCAAGGUGGUCCCUCCUCAUGACAGACAGUCCGGGUUCUGCAGCCGGUACUUUAUUGUUCCAAAGAAGGGUGGAGGGCUGCGUCCCAUUUUGGAUCUGCAUCAUUUGAACCGCUCAUUAAUGCGACUGAAGUUCAAGAUGCUCAUGAUCAAACAGGUGGUGUCUCAGAUCAGCUCCGAGGACUGGUACAUCUGUCUCCUGCUCGGAUCAAUCCUCACAGCAGUCGCGAGAGUAAGAGAAGGCUGGUCACUCACUGUGAAGUGGUUCCAGAAACUGCUGGGUCUGAUGGCAGCUGCGUCCAACGUGAUACCUUUUGGCCUGCUGUACAUGAGACCCCUACAGUGGUGGCUCAAGACCAAGGGGUUCUCCCUGAGGGGAAGCCCGCUCCGCAUGAUCAAGGUUACGCGGCGGUGCCUAGGUGCCUUAGACAUGUGGAGGAAACCUUGGUUCUUGUCCCAGGGCCCGGUGCUUGGAGCUUCUUGUUGCCGCGUAACGCUAGCGAAGGACGCAUCUCUCACCGGAUGGGGGGCGGUCAUGAGUCUGUGGAGUGGCCGCUAUCUCACCUGGCAUAUCAACUGCCUGGAGAUGCUGGCUGUGUUUCUAGCAUUGAAACACUUUCUCCCAGACCUAGGAGAUCGCCAUGUGUUGGUGCGCACUGACAACACAGCGGUGGUCUCUUACAUCAACCACCAGGGAGGUCUGCGUUCGCGCCCCCUUUACAGGCUGGCGCACCAGAUCCUUGAAUGGUCCCAGGGGAAACUCCUCUCACUAAGAGCAGUUUACAUCCCUGGACAUCUCAAUAUGGGAGCAGACGCCCUGUCGAGGCAGGGUCCGAAGCCCGGGGAGUGGAGGCUCCACCCCGAUGUGGUGAAGCAGAUAUGGAGAGUAUUUGGCCAGGCUCAGGUGGAUUUGUUUGCGACUCAGGAGACAUCGCACUGUCCCCUCUGGUUCUCUCUGACUCAUCCAGCUCCUCUCGGACUGGAUGCUAUGGUACAGACUUGGCCGAGGAUGCGUUUGUAUGCCUUUUCUGCCUUUUUUCUGGAGAGGGUGCGCCGGGAUGGGGUCCAUCUGUUGCUAGUAGCCCCGUUCUGGAGUAUGGUUCUCGGACCUGAUUUCCCUUCUCGACGGCUCUCCAUGGGAGAUUCCCGUCAGGAGGGAUCUCCUCUCACAGGCGGGGGGCGCCAUCUUCCACCCCCGCCCGGAGUUGUGGAAGCUGUGAGUGUGGCCUCUGAGGGGGCACAACUCGUAGCUUCCGGUCUCUCAGCCGAGGUUGUUGAGACCAUUCUCCAAUCCAGAACUCCCUCAUCGAGGAAACUGUACGCCUUGAGGUGGAAACUUUUCACUUCCUGGUGCGAAGACCGCCGGCUCGACCCAGUUAACUCCCCAGUUGGUACAGUGCUGGAGUUCCUGCAGGCCCGUUUGUCCGCAGGGUUGACCCACUCUACCUUGAAGGUGUAUCUGGCGGCCAUUGCAGCCUACCACGCCCCUCACGGUGGUCAGUCUGUGGGCAGACACCCCCUGGAUACACAUUUCCUCCAAGGUGCGCUGAGGCUCAGGCCUCCGGUGCGAUCUCGUGUCCCUCCGUGGGACCUGGCUGUGGUGUUAGAGGCUCUCUGUAAACCCCCUUUUGAGCCUAUAGAGGGGAUUUCUGAUCGUCUUCUCGCUAUAAAGACUGCCUUUCUUCUGGCAAUUUCCUCUCUUAAGAGAGUUGGGGAUCUACAGGCCCUCUCGGUGGCCCCCUCUUAUUUAGACUUUGCUCCUGGUCUGGCCAAAGCGUUUCUCUAUCCUCGAGUAGGUUAUGUACCUAAAAUUCCCUCCUCUACACCAUGGCCGGUCGUACUCCAGGCCUUCUGUCCUCCUCCCUUUCGGGAGCCCGACCAGCGGAGGCUUAACUGUAUGUGUCCAUUGCGAGCACUGAACGCAUACAUCCACAGAGCUGCCCUGUGGAGAAGGGCGGACCAAUUGUUUGUGUGUUUUGGUCCCCCUAAGAGGGGUCUUCCUGCUACUAGACAGACCCUCAGUCGGUGGAUCGUGGAUGCCAUCUGUCUGGCCUAUGAGUCUUCUGAUCUCCCCUCGCCCUUGGGGGUCAAGGCUCACUCUACCAGAAGCGUGGCGGCCUCCAAGGCCUUUUUGGCAGGUGUAUCCAUGCAGAACAUCUGCAAUGCUGCUGGUCGGUCCACGCCCCUGACGUUCACUAGGUUCUAUGGCCUCGAUAUGCGAGCCACUCCCGGCUCUUCUGUUCUCUUGCCCUAGCAGUGCUCUUCCACACUAGGCAGGGAUUUGUAAGUCUGGCGGCAUGGGCAUACUCGUUCCCAUAGUGUUUCGACGCAGCUUGAGUUCCUGAAGGGGAACGUCUCUAGGUUACGCAUGUAACCAUGGUUCCCCGAGGGAACGAGACGCUGCGUCUCAGUGCCAUACUUCCGGGAUACCUGUCAGCGCUUGCUUCAUUCCUCAGAAGCUGC